AUGGGAGGCAUAAACAUCAAACACGCAGACAUCAAGGCAAAAUACUUGGAAAUAAAAGAUAGCUGCCCUGCACCAGAGCUCUAUUCAAGCAGCAAACCUUAUUCACUUAUUAUGGAGACUUCCCAGUUUGAUAGCCUCAAACUUGACUCUAGUGGGCCCUCAAGCUUGCUAUCUUUACUGAAAAAUCAAUUUCCAGAAGGUGUUGCUAUCACUGAGCGCUCAAGAUCCGUUGUCGCUAGAAGAGAUAGGUUGCAGUAUUGUGAAACAAAGCGAUAUUUAGAGAUUGCUUUUGACUCAAAGGCAUUGCUCACCCAAGCAUUGUCAAGACCUUUCGAAAUAAAAAGCCAAGCUAUCAAAUUCAGCAAGACUUUAAACAAAGGAAAUGGCGAAGCCUACCAACUCCAUAUAAGUGAUGUUGAACAACUAGGAGACCCCUUGAAGCAUCGAGAUGUCUUGCUGGAAGUUUUGAAUCAGCAUGGAAUGGUUGAAUGUCUUCACCUUCACUACACGAAGGAUGCUAAUUGGUUUACAGGCGAGGGCUGCGCUAUAUGGAUAGGAAAACUCAAUAAAUCUGAACAAAGACUUGCUUUUGAAGACAAGUUGAAGGCAUGUUUCUCGUAUUCAGAGUAUCCGUUAAUCAAUGCUGACAUAGCACGCGCAAGAAACAUCUGA
Molecule: messenger RNA, 672 nt
Organism: Mucor velutinosus
Lineage: Eukaryota; Fungi; Mucoromycota; Mucoromycetes; Mucorales; Mucoraceae
Product: serine/threonine protein kinase
Exons: 1
Coding region: 1-672 (223 amino acids)
Source: RefSeq, a predicted model, not a curated record